Anguilla anguilla (European eel) is the source of this 3391-nucleotide messenger RNA. RefSeq names its product DEAD/H (Asp-Glu-Ala-Asp/His) box helicase 11 (gene ddx11). Lineage: Eukaryota; Metazoa; Chordata; Actinopteri; Anguilliformes; Anguillidae. Gene Ontology annotation, biological process: nucleobase-containing compound metabolic process; establishment of sister chromatid cohesion. Gene Ontology annotation, molecular function: DNA helicase activity; ATP binding; DNA binding. The record is from RefSeq and is a predicted model, not a curated record. The coding region runs from base 156 to 2909 and encodes 917 amino acids. Gene Ontology annotation, cellular component: nucleus. The transcript has 27 exons.
UCUUUGGGGAAAUAUCUAGAAACUACUAGAUGCUAAGAUACAGGAGUGGAGAAACUUUAUCACUUAGCUAGCUAAAUUCAAAUAAUUUCUUAUCAAUAAACAUAACUUCAGACAAGUGUCACAUCGGCCAUAGACCGAUAGACCAUAGACACCAGAUGAACACUCCAGUCAUGGAGCACGGGGCGGCACGGUUCCCCUUCCCCUACCAGCCAUACUCCAUUCAGGAGCAGUUCAUGGAAGCAUUGUACUGCGCACUUGAUGAGGGGAAGGUCGGGAUUUUCGAGAGCCCCACCGGGACAGGAAAGUCCUUGAGUCUUAUAUGUGGGUCACUCGCCUGGCUCCGGGACCACGAGGAGAGGAAGAGGAGGGAAGCUGCCCGGUUGCUGGAGGAGGCCGGGGCAGACAGCCAACAUGACACCAGCCAGGGCAGCGGCUCUUCCUCAUCCGUGGCCCCCUCCUCCUCUUCCUCCUCCGCCGCUGCAGAGCCCGACUGGAUCGCAGACUUUGUGCAGAAGAGGGCAGAGAGGGACCUGGUCAGCAAGCUGAAGGAAGAGGAGAUGAAGAGGAAGAGGAGGGAGGAGCGUCUGGAGCUGAUCCGACACAACGCCCAGCUCAAAUACGCCCUCAAGCGCAAGAGCAGCGAGGAUGAGGAGGCGGUACGGCUGCUCCAGCUCAGUAAGGAGUCCCUGGAGGAGGGGGCGGGGCCAGGGCUGGGGGCGGGCCUGGAGGACGGGGAGGAGGAGCUCAUCGUGGCCGAGUACGAGAGCGAUGACGAAGCCAAGCCCAAGAACAGGUUUUGUGAUGAAGAUGAUGACGAUGAUCUAGAAGAAGACCACGUGACCAAGAUAUACUACUGCAGCCGCACGCACUCUCAGCUCGCCCAGUUUGUGCACGAGGUGCAGAAGAGCCCGUUCGCUGGGGACGUCAGCCUGGUCACCCUGGGGUCUCGGCAGAACCUGUGCAUCAAUGAGGACGUUCGCAGGCUGAGCAGCGUGCAGCUCAUCAACGACCGCUGCUUGGAGAUGCAGAAGAACAAACACGAAAAGAGAGAGAAGCCAGUGGAGGAGGAGCCUAAGCGGAGGAGGGGCGUGGCCAAGGCGGUGUGCCCCUUCUACAGGCAGGAGGCGCUGCAGAGCCUGCGGGACGAGGUCCUGGUCAAGGUUCGGGACAUCGAGCAGCUGGUGGCUCUGGGCAAGGAGAAGAAGGCUUGCCCUUAUUACGGGGGCCGGCUGGCUAUCCCAGCUGCCCAGCUUGUGGUGCUGCCCUAUCAGACUCUACUCCACGAGGCCACACGCCGCGCCUCGGGCAUCAAGCUGAAGGACCAGGUGGUGAUCAUCGACGAGGCGCACAACCUGACCGACACCAUCACCUGCAUCCACAGCUCUGAGCUCACAGGCGCCCAGGUGUGCUGUGCUCACUCCCAGCUGUCCCAGUACCAGGAGCGCUACAGGAAUCGCCUGAAAGCCAAGAAUCUGAUGUACAUCAAGCAGAUCCUGUUUGUGCUGGACGGGCUGGUCCGGGUGUUGGGAGGGAAGGUUGGACAGAACCCUCAUACCCAGACCUGUCAGCCAGGUACCGAGCUGCUGACCAUCAAUGACUUCCUGUUCCGAGCGCAGAUUGAUAACAUUAACCUGUUCAAGGUGCAGCGCUACUUUGAGAAGAGCCUCAUUAGCAGGAAGCUGUGUGGCUUUGUGGAGCGGUACCAGGGCGCGGGCGUGAAGGUCAGCUCGUCCAAUAAGGAGAACCGGAGGACGGAGGGGCUGGCCCACUUCCUGCAGGCUCUGCAGAGCGGUCAGCAGGCCCAGCCAGUACCGACUCCUGACCAGACAGUGGCAGAAGAGGGGAGGCAGACCAGCAUGAGCUCCCCCAUGAUGCAGGUGGAGGGUUUCCUCUUUGCUCUUACCAAUGCCAACAAAGAUGGAAGAGUGGUGGUCCAGAGGCAAGGGGUUCUGGCCCAGAGCAGCGUUAAGUUCCUGCUGCUGAACGCGGCGGUGCACUUCGCCCCGGUGCUGAGGGACUGCCGGGCCGUCAUCAUCGCCGGGGGAACCAUGCAGCCCGUGUCCGACUUCAAGGACCAGCUGCUGCUGUCGGCGGGAGUGUCGGUGGACCGCAUCGCCGAGUUCGCCUGUGGUCAUGUGAUCCCCCCGGAGAAUAUCUUACCCAUAGUGCUGUGCAGCGGUCCCUCGGGACAGGAGCUGGAGUUCACGUUCCAGAACAGGGACACGCCGCAGAUGAUGGACGAGGUGGGGCGGAUCCUGUCCAACCUGUGCAACGUGGUCCCGGGCGGCGUGGUGUGCUUCUUCCCCUCUUACGAGUACGAGCGUCGCAUCCUGGCCCACUGGGAGGCCAGCGGGGCUCUGGGCCGGCUGUCUGCCAAAAAGAAGAUUUUCCAGGAGCCCAGGAAGGCCAGCCAGGUGGAGCAGGUGCUGACGGAGUACUCCAAGUGCAUCCAGCGCUGCAGCCAUGCUGGGGGCUCCCUGACGGGGGCGCUGCUGCUCUCUGUUGUUGGGGGCAAGAUGAGUGAGGGCAUCAACUUCUCAGAUGAGUUGGGCAGGUGCGUUGUCAUGGUUGGCAUGCCGUACCCCAACAUCAAGUCCCCGGAGCUCCAGGAGAAGAUGGCCUAUCUGGACAAGACCAUGGCCCAUGUCGGAGGGCGGAGUCCUGGAAAAGCACUGAUUGAGAACCUCUGCAUGAAGGCUGUCAAUCAAUCCAUAGGAAGAGCUAUCCGUCACCGUGGCGACUACGCCUGCAUCCUCCUGCUGGACCGGCGCUACUCCCGGCCGGCCACGCUGCAGAAGCUUCCGGGCUGGAUCAGAACCAGCGCCCGCGUGCAGCCCGGCUUCGGCCCCGCCUUCAGCAGCGUCAGGAAGUUCUUCCUGGAGAAGAGGCAGCAACAGGGCGGGCCGUAGGGGGCGGGUGGCACUGCGGGGAGGACCCGGUCGGACCAGGGCGGUGCACUACACACCAGUCAGUUUGAUUGGCUGCUAUGGAUUUGAUAGAUGCCUCAGUGGGGAGAAUGGGGAAAGUUAAUGGGUGGAACUGCAAUAAGCUAUGUGAUAUUUAGCCAUGCACAUCAUCCAUCCAUCCAUUAUCUAUACCCGUGUAUCCUGGGCAGGGGGGUGCUGGAGCCUAUCCCAGCGUGCAUUGGGUGAGAGGAAUGCACCCUGGACAGGCCGCCAGUCUAUCGCAGGGCACAUCAUGAAUGUCUGAAUGAUACUUUGGACAUUCUUGGAAAUUAUGCUACAAUGAAUUUGUGAAGCCAAUUACAACAGUGCCUUCAAGAAAGAAAAAAAAAACUGAAAUGUUCUUUUUGCUAUUUACACUCUAAAUUGAGGGCCAUUUGUAACGUUUUGGGAUAUGAUGUCAUAAGUCACGAACAAUAACAAAAUAU